Molecule: messenger RNA, 2008 nt
Organism: Pomacea canaliculata
Lineage: Eukaryota; Metazoa; Mollusca; Gastropoda; Architaenioglossa; Ampullariidae
Exons: 2
Coding region: 205-1680 (491 amino acids)
Source: RefSeq, a predicted model, not a curated record
UCACACUCUCUGCUAUUGGCAGGAAGACAGUUCGUCCUCGCGACUCGAGUGUCGGGGCGUGGCCAACGGUCUGGUCAUAUACAGGUGGUCAACGGCACUCCGUCCUCUGUUUGCUGACUGUUGAUCCUUAGUGCGGUAACUUUUCACACCGAUUGAUCGACUGUGGCGAUUGAGUCUGCAGAAAGUGAACAACACACUACUAACAUGAGUAAACAACAGCCAAUCAAGGUCUGUGAAGAAGCCUUCCUCCGCUGUGCGCCGUGGACACCAGUUAUCUUCAGACUGCAGCAAAAAAGGAUAGUAAAAACACCAGGCCACAAUAGUCGUUAUAGUGAAGCUAUUAACUGUUUGGAGGCUUUUGGUGUUCGCAGUGACAUUGACUCUGUGUGCGCACACCUGACAACUUUUAAAUAUUCUGAAAUCGCCAAGAGAGUGUUCUGUAAUAUUCGUAAACGGCCACAACGACAGCCUUGGAGCUUACCUGCUGCUGUCGACCUUUCUGUUGCCGUGGAGUUACAAGACCCCAUGGCGUACCAAGCUAAAAGGCUCUUUAAGGACUUCCUGCGUGUCUUCCUUAGUCUCUGCCAGAACCUCAUUGAAGAUAAUCAGUCUCUUGAGCAGAGACUGAAAGGCGCUUUCAUUGAUGUUUUCGAAGGACUGACAGAUUCUAAUUUCAGUCUUGAGCCUCACUGGAACGAAAAACCUAUACGCAAGGAAAGCUCUAUUUGUUAUGCACUACAUCUCGUCCAUCGCUACCACAUAGAAUUUCCAGAGUAUUACGAAACGAUGAUCAGUGAUCUGGCUAUCCUUGCUCCUAAACAUUGGGGAAUGUACCAGCGAGGAAAUAAGUAUUCAGGAGACUACACAAAGUGGUGUAUACCUGAAACGUUUAGUGGAUUUGAAUUGGACACCGAAUCUGACACACCAAGGGACUGGGAUGCCAUGCAGGGAGAAAGGAUAGCUUAUGGUGGGAGGUCUACAUUACUGUCUCCUGAAAAACGUACAAGAGUGGCGGGUUCGUCGAGUUCGGAGGAAGAAGGAUCGUCCUUACCUAAGUUGAGGCGCACAGAGCGCUCAAACUUGACAUUGCGACAAUCUACACCACCUGACAUUGUCGAUGAAACUUCUUCCUCCUCUCAAGUGUCAUCACCAUCAGAGGGAGAAGCAUCUGACUAUGAAGGACUUGACAGAGAAAGUAGCAAUACCGAGGACGACGUGGUGACGAGAAAUACAGCAAACAUGGACACGGCUAGAGCGAUGACCUUUAGUCCUCAGCCUUCUACCUCUCGUGAAGAGGAGCAACCGUCGACUUCUAGACAAGCAGACGUCAGGGACGUGGAGACAAAUGACAGAACCGUUUCUUCUGGUUCUACAGCAGGAGACAUCAGACAAUCAUCUCUUGCAAUGGAUACUGUUGGUGUUUCUUCUGGUUCUUCUACAGCACGAGACAUCAGACAAUCAUUUCUUGCAAUGGAUACUGUUGGUGUUUCUUCUGGUUCUUCUACAGCACGAGACAUCAGACAAUCAUCUUUUGUAAUGGCUAAUGCUGGCCUAUUGAACGAAGUAUCGCAGACGCCUGAAGUUUCCUCCUUUCUGGAUGAAUGUGUUAAAGCAAUGAUUCGUCAGAGAUGCAAGAAUUUGCUGGGGAAUUUAGGCCCAACUGACGAUUUUACAGAAUGACUUUAACAAAGUUUAUGUUGUUAUCAAGUUUAUAACCUUGACAUCAUCAUAUUUCUAACUGUAUGUGUCUAAUUUACGUAAGGUGUACUUGUCCCCACUGAGUGUCCGAACAUUGUCAACUGUUUGUUCGCCUCUUGUCAGUUGACAAAAUAACCAAAGUAUUCUAAUGCUCAGUGCAGGUAUCUUCAUUACUUCCUUCUGAACACUAAUUGUUAGAAGCAUCGUGGUGUAUGUGUGUGUUUCCAAAUGUUUCUGUAUCGCUAUCAGUACUUGUAGCUACAUGCGUUGAUAAACGCAUUUUUUGUGCAUGUGCGCUUGUGUGUAUGUG